AUGGAGACUCCGCCUACAGUCUAUACCUACAGGGAGACAAGAUUAGAUUUGGAUUCGUCAAUACAAGAUUCUACUGUUGCGAUUCGAUUGCCUGCACCUGGCGCCCCAUGGUCUUCGAGAACAGCCCAACGACGACCGCAUUUAGUCGCAAUACCUGUCGCGGAGGAUGAGGAUCAAUUCAGACAGAGGCAUCUCGCUACAGCGGCAUCAAUCUACCAUCGCGUUCACCACAAGUCGCCAAGGAGCUUUCUCUGGAGGAUCUUGGAAGAUGGAAAGGUCCUCUCUAUUCGGGCUGUAGAUGUCUCGAGACAACCAAAUGUCGCGGAUGCGAAUCUCACCCUGCGACUGAGCUUCCCGAGUCGUAUUAUACCCACAUGUGUUGCGCUUUCGGAUUCAGAUGCUCACGAUGUUCUGAGCGUCUUCGUCAUGACCGAAUCGAAGUACCUAUAUACGCUCAAUUUUCGCCCCGAUCACUUUCGAAAACCAUCAAGCACGGAAGAUAACGUGGGGGACUGGUGCAAAUUAUAUUCGCAAUCCUCGUUGACCUUCAAGGUUUGCCAUAGACUGGUUGCAUUGGCGGCAGAUGUGCUCUUGCUGUCAUUCACCAAUGGCGAGCUAAUCAGGCUGACCAGAAAGUCUGGAGGCGAUGGCUCGGAAUGGGAGAAUAGACACUUCAACGAGGGCGGCUGGGGCAACAAUCUUCGAAGUUUCAUGCCAGCCUCGCUCCAAUCAAGUAACUCCAUCCACCCGUCAACAGCUACCGCAAUGACAAGUGUCACUUUAAAUGGCAUGUUGUAUUGUUUCACGGUUACCUUGGACCACCGGCUUAGAAUUUGGAACUUCAUUAAAUCCAAAAUUGUCUACAUGGAAGACCUUCUCGGCGAGGAGUUACAGGAGCCCGAAAAUGCGAAAAGAAUCGACCCGGAAAACUCCCAGUUAAUAAGAGUCUACAGCGAAAAUGAAGACACAGCAUUGUGCGUGACAUACUCACCACUUGGCGACGGUCAAUUCAAGUUUUGGAGAGUGUCUUCAGAAGGAGACGGAAAUCUCAGACUCAUAGAUCUUUUCCCAGAUAAUGUUCUCGAACCUCAGAGGAAUACACCUGUAGCUUGGACAAUGGCAGAUUUUGCCUUGGUAUUAGAUAAAGCCGACAUUAACAACUUCACCCUCUGGAUUCUAUGGAAAAACAACACUGCUUCCCGGGUUCAGAAGUUAUUAUUCGAAAGCGGCCCAGAAAGCCAGGUGCGGAACGCAUGGAGAGAAGAUUGGGUUGAUAUGGUCCCCGAGAACCUAGAAGUAGAUUCUCUCAAGCCAGCAGCCCAUUCGGGAGACUCUUCAGAUGUGGUUGAUCAGUGGCUCCAAUUUAUUUUAUGCCCCGGGAAGUUCACCAGAGCGACCAUUGAGACGAGCCUUAUUCUUUGCGCACAAAGCCCAGGUCACCAGGUCAAUCAAAAAAAUGCGACUUUGCCGGAGAGAAUUUGCUCAACUAUAGCAUCAGCCGCGUCUCUCAACCGUACAUUAGAUGGCAAGAUGGAUUACAAGCAGUUCCGCAAUACAGCCAACACCCAAUGGGGUUCAUUUUAUAAGGAGCUUCAGCUUUUAGACAAGAAGCGUGGAGAAGCUCUAUCGAUGGUGAUUGAUCCUCAAGGGGAUAUGCCAUUCGUUGUUUCGGCAGAUGGCAUUGUAGCUGUACGAGAAUGCAGUGGUUUGGAACGAGUAUGGUAUAAUAACAAGGAAGCAGUGGUACGUGAUGAUGACGAAUUCAGAGCACGCCCUAUCUUCGCCGCUUCAACCUUUCGGGAGCAAUUCUCGAUACAGGUACAACAAAGCUGCAAAGGCAUGUUGCUUGAAGAGAUCUUUGACGAGCCUUCACUUACAGACUUGGCGCGAAUGCGAAUGUUCUAUGACAUGUGUGAUUUCUCUAAUGAAGUAGGGGAGAUUCAAUAUAACGAGCUGGUGAAGAACCUCGGAGGCGACUUCAAAGAGUUCACUCUGGAUGUCUGCAAUGAUAUUCUGCAACUGAUGGCGCCUGCGGCGGACAUGGAAAAGCGGCCCCUAGAGCUUCCACUGGCUGAGUUUGGAAACAAGUUGGUUCUCAAGGGUGUCCAAAAGACCGUCGAGUUACACCAAAAAGUUUGUUUUGACUUUCUGGUGCUUCUUGUCUUCAUUGAGGCGGAAAUAAACAAUGGGGAGGAAGGAACCCAGUUUGAAACCGCAGCCGUCUUCCGCCAGCUGGUCUUUACAUUCAAGCGGCUCGAGCUCAUCAAUUGGCUUGUAAGCACUCAGAUAUCACUGCCUUUACCAAAGACGGGGCGGUCGAAUUCCAUCACAGAGAAGGCUUCGAAGAAACAGACUCCUAAAAUGGAAACAAUCACGAUUUUAGAAGGACUCCUCCGUCAUCUUUUUAGUUUGGAUCUGAAAGAGCGCGAAGUAAUGCCCAAAGCUGUGACAGAAGUCCUCCUGACAAUCUGCGAUCCCGAGAGCGAAUUUGAGCUUCAUCCGGCUCUCAUCCAGUGCUUCUUACUCAAGCACGAUCGGCCCGACCUGGCAAUGGAAUUUUCCAAAUUCGCUGGCCAAGAUGCAUUCUCAAAUUAUAUUCAAGGUCGCGUACACCUUGCCAAUAAUGAUCCUGAGACUGCUGCUAUUUUCUUCAAAAAGGCAGCCUUCGGUAUAUCAUACCAAGACUCAAAGCACGCUACCGACAACCACAGUGCUGGGUAUCUCGACGAGAUAGAGAAGCAGGCUCUCAAUGCGGGCCUCCCAAAAUAUUACGCCCACAUUGUCUCACUCUACGACCAGCAGAAUAUAUUCUCAUUCGUCAUCGAUUUUGCAAGAUUGUCUCUACAAUUUAUCCCACCCGGCAACGAGGAUAUCGCCUUGCGGAGCGACAUGUACAACAGACUCUUCACAUCCGCCAUCCAAACUGCCCGUUUCCACAUCGCGUAUGCCACCCUCUCACUUUUCACCGACCACGCAGUCCAACAUUCCUCUCUCCGCAAGCUCGUCACAAAAAUGUGCGAAACCUCCUACGCCAGCCAACUUAUCGACCUCCCAUUCAUUAGUCUCCAAGACUCCGUCGAUGAAAUCCUUGCCCAGAAAUGCCACAGCAUAGUAGACGUUAACGCGGGCAUUCCCUACCACAAGAUCCUCUACGCCUGGCGUAUAAAACGCGGCGAUUUCCGGGGCGCUGCAUCAGUCUCUCUAGAACGGCUACAACGGCUCCAACAAUCGGGUGAUGGGGAUCGAGGUGAUGGUCUCGAGACGCCUGUGACAAGGCAAUAUAUUCUUCUCAUCAAUGCUCUGAGCUGUGUAGAUCCCAAACAAGCUUGGAUACUGUCAGAAGAGCCCGUGAAGCCGGGGCAGAAUAAGAAUGGUGGAGCACAGGCGAAGAGGACGGUAGUCACGUUGGAGGAUAUUAGAAUGGAGUAUCAGGCAGAGUUAGAUCGGAUUGCGGCGAUUGAUAACAAUCAAUUUGCGUUUGAUGGAGGGGAUGAGAUGGAUGUUUUAUGA
Lachnellula hyalina is the source of this 3510-nucleotide messenger RNA. It is a transcript of the gene NUP120, whose product is annotated as Nucleoporin. The transcript is spliced from 3 exons. Gene Ontology annotation, molecular function: structural constituent of nuclear pore. The record is from RefSeq and is a predicted model, not a curated record. Gene Ontology annotation, cellular component: nuclear pore. Bases 1 to 3510 code for a protein of 1169 amino acids. Lineage: Eukaryota; Fungi; Ascomycota; Leotiomycetes; Helotiales; Lachnaceae.